CGGCUAUUAUUGUAGCUACAACUGAUUUUUAACUAACGUUAACGCUUGCAUAGUGAGAAAGGGCGUGAAUGGAGUUUGACACUCUGCGCAGUAGACUUAUAUAUUAAUGUGAAGCUGCAUUUCGCUACUGGUUACAUUUCUAGCUUGCAGACAUAAUGGAUGAAGAACCAGAGAGAGCCAAGCGCUGGGAAGGUGGCUAUGAGAGGACAUGGGAGGUGCUGAAAGAGGACGAAUCUGGCUCACUAAAAGCCACAGUGGAAGAGAUCCUGUUCCAGUCCAAAAGGAAAAGGGUGAUAGAGAGCCAUGGACAAGUAAGGCUUGGAAUGAUGCGGCACCUCCAUGUGGUGAUUGACUGUUCAAGAAGUAUGGAAGACCAGGACUUGAAACCAAACCGCCUCACCUCUACUCUAAAGCUGUUGGAAACUUUUGUUGAUGAGUAUUUUGACCAAAACCCCAUCAGUCAGCUAGGCCUAAUCACCACGAAGAAUAAAAGGGCUGAGAAGCUUACUGAUCUGGCAGGAAAUCCAAAGAAGCACGCUGCUGCUCUGAAGAAAGCAGUGGACACUGUGUGUUUAGGAGAGCCAUCCAUAUACAACUCUCUCAACCUGGCCAUACAGACCCUCAAGCACAUGCCUGGACAUACAAGCCGGGAGAUCCUGAUAAUCCUCAGCAGCCUUACUACAUGUGACCCAGCCAACAUCUGUGAGCUGAUUAAGACCCUAAAGUCUCUGAAGGUGCGGGUGUCUGUAAUCGGCCUGUCAGCAGAGGUCAGGGUGUGUACAGUAUUGACCAGGGAGACGGGCGGCUCGUACCACGUUAUCCUGGAUGAGAGCCACUUCAAAGAGCUUCUGAUGCUGCAUGUCAAACCUCCUCCAGCCAGCUCCUCAUCUGAAUGCUCUUUAAUACGCAUGGGCUUUCCUCAGCACACCAUCGCCUCUCUGACUGACCAGGAUGCCAAGCCUUCAUUCAGCAUGUCUCAUCUGGACAGCAGCAGUGCUCCAGGUCUGUCUCUGGGAGGAUACUUCUGCCCGCAGUGCCACGCCAAGUACACAGAGCUUCCUGUAGAGUGUAAAGUCUGUGGUUUGACUCUGGUGUCGGCUCCCCAUCUCGCCAGAUCUUUCCACCACCUCUUCCCCCUCCAAGCCUUUAUAGAGAGUCCUGUGGAGGAGUUUCAAGAAGACAGGUUCUGUCAAGCUUGUCAAGGGGAGCUGAAAGAUAAAAGUAUAUUCACCUGUCCAUCAUGUCGCAGUGUGUUCUGUGUGGAGUGUGAUCUCUUCAUCCAUGACUUGCUACACUGCUGCCCUUGCUGUAUUCACAGUCAGAGCGCCCCCUGAAGCUGAGAAGCUAACUGUCAGACAGAGACUGAAAUAAACUCAGUGGUCAUGUGAUCUUAUUGACUCACCAUAUCCAUUUUAUCAGUGUCGUGCACCUCUGAUAGAAUAGAUAUGAUGCACACAGGCUAUAGACCAUCCAGAUUGUUACAUUUCAAAGUUGUUAAAGAUUGCCACAAAAUAUUGGACCGUUUCAGUUGAUACAUAUCGUUUACAGGUGAAAGCUGCUUCUUGCUAAGAUCGUGCUGAGUUGGGCUAAAGUUUCUCUCUGCUCUGAGAACUGCAUCUGAGCCACUGCACUACUGCUUUUAAAUCACACACUUUUUUAUAUGAGCCAGAAAUGGUUUGUGUGCAUUGUUUAUACACAUUUUUGUAAAACAGUUCUGGUUACUUUAUACACCGUCUAUGGUUCUGUUUGUGACAUGACAGUUACAAUUAAA
Molecule: messenger RNA, 1771 nt
Organism: Sander lucioperca (pikeperch)
Lineage: Eukaryota; Metazoa; Chordata; Actinopteri; Perciformes; Percidae
Gene: gtf2h2
Product: general transcription factor IIH, polypeptide 2
Exons: 15
Coding region: 156-1334 (392 amino acids)
Biological process (GO): regulation of transcription by RNA polymerase II; DNA-templated transcription; nucleotide-excision repair
Cellular component (GO): transcription factor TFIIH core complex; transcription factor TFIIH holo complex
Molecular function (GO): zinc ion binding
Source: RefSeq, a predicted model, not a curated record